Molecule: messenger RNA, 4815 nt
Organism: Nicrophorus vespilloides
Lineage: Eukaryota; Metazoa; Arthropoda; Insecta; Coleoptera; Silphidae
Product: signal-induced proliferation-associated 1-like protein 2
Exons: 9
Coding region: 396-4670 (1424 amino acids)
Biological process (GO): regulation of small GTPase mediated signal transduction; activation of GTPase activity
Cellular component (GO): cytoplasm
Molecular function (GO): protein binding; GTPase activator activity
Source: RefSeq, a predicted model, not a curated record
CUCCCGUUCAUCAUUCUCAGUGGUGUAGCGUUGAGUGAAGCAUAGGCAAUUUCGUUUAAAGGUUGUAAAUACCGUAAUGUUUUCAUUGUUCUGAGGCGUCCUUUAAAAACGUUUUGGAGAGACAGCCAGGAUCAGGAUCUGUGCAGGUGGAUUAAGUGAUUAACAGGUUGGAAUUAGUGAGCGUCCGUUUUCAUGUCGGACCGAGAGUAAUUCUCGUGUGUUGUGUUCUCUUCGUGUUCACUUUAUGGAUAUUAUUUCCUAGACGGUGGAAGAAAGGCCUUAAGGUGACGUUAUUUUGCGUGCCUCGACAAAAACGAUCAUCUCAGAGCGAAAGCGUAAGUUCCCCAAAAUUCUUUCAACGGGUUUUCCGGAGGUCGCAUUCAAUACGUGAUGGGAUGAUCGGUUUGCAAGAGUGCGGGCCUGCGCCCCCUCGUGCGCCGGCCUCAAGGGUUCGUGAAAGGGCGGCCCAGGCUGUUGAAUACUACAAUACCCAACUUCAGAAGGCCCGUGUGAACGCUGGUCUAGCAGCCCCUAGGUCCUCGUACAACGACCGACACCAGCACACUUCAACUUCGACCUCUUCACCUUCGUCUUCCUCGCGACGUCAACGAUUGGUUCCCGACGUCCUCUACAGAAGCAACUCGAGCCUUGAGCUCUUGGACAAUCAAGGCCGGUGCUCCAACCCCUCGUCGCCGACGUUGAAGAGGGAAUACGGAAGUCACGGUUCGAUUGAUGUCAUUGAACGCCCUAGCCACGGCGAAUCCUUCUUUGCUAUGCUUCAGGAUUAUAAGCCCACUGUACUCGGAGCAAUUUGCACUGAUCAGAGGUCCCCUGGGCCAUCGGAAUAUUUACGUGGUAUAGUCGAGACGUCGUCUUCAGGUGGCGGCUGCUUGGCGUCGGCGGAUGAUCCCAAUCAUACGCCACAAAGUCCAAAAGUUCGUGUCAAAAUGCCAAGAUUUUGGGGCUCCGGCAGCUUGAAUAGUACUUCAAUGAAAAACCAAAGACAAACUGUCGACGAUAGCGUCGUUAACGCGACAACUUCCUCUCCUGUGGUAUCAGCGGAGGCAGAAGAGAUCGCUAGACGAAGAGCAUUUGCGCAUUACGACUGUCAGUCGUUGACUACAAAUUUAGGAUAUGCUGUGAGGUUGAGAAGGAAUUUAUUGGCGAAAAGAAGGAAUACCACGACGGGAGCAUCAGCUGCUUCAAUGCUGACAAGGAUGCCGACCCAAGAAAGCGGCGACGAGGAUUAUGGAGAUGGACAUAGCAAUGGUUUGGUAAAGAGUUGUCCAUAUUUCCGGAACGAAAUCGGCGGCGAGGAGGAGCGAGUAGUUAGUUUGACGAGACUUCAGAGUAACUCGAGUCGACCACCGUUACACCGGCCAUUCUUAGCUUACGGCGUUGCUGUGCUUGAAUUUUCCCCCGGAGAAACCCACUGGAGACAAUCAACUUGUCCAUACCAAAGACUCCCCCGGCCCAUAGAAAGCGUCGACCAAGGAGCUUUGUACUAUAGGAGAUACUUUAAAGAUCAAGAACAUCAGAACUGGUUUGGUACGGAUGAACAACUGGGUCCGGUGGCGAUUUCGAUACGCAGAGAAAAAGCGUCGCAGCCAGAAAACCAAACGCACUCUAUGUUACCAGUAUACCAGUAUCGCAUCGUGAUCCGCACUUCGGAACUCAUGACCCUUCGCGGCGCAAUUCUGGAAGACGCGAUUCCGAAUAUAAAGGUUUCUAGCAGUAACAAAUCAAACAUGAACACCAAAGAAGUAUUAGAAUACGUCGCCCCGGAGAUCCAGUUAAACUGCCUCAAGCUCGGCGAACAGAACACGCAGGACGAACUCUUAAGAUUGGACGAGCAAGGUUUAACCAGUCUAUAUAAAGUUGGUGUUAUGUAUUGCAAAGCGGGACAAAGUUCCGAAGAGGAAAUGUACAAUAACGAGGAAGCUGGUCCGGCAUUUACAGAAUUUUUAGAAACUAUAGGGAAAAAAGUUGAACUUGAAGGCUUCACUAAAUACAAAGCCGGAUUGGAUAAUAAAUCAAAUUCCACUGGAAAAUAUUCCGUAUAUUCAGAAUACCAAAACUGUGAAAUUAUGUUUCAUGUAUCAACAAUGCUUCCAUUUACUAAAAACAAUAAUCAACAGCUGUUGCGCAAGAGACACAUUGGAAACGAUAUUGUUACGAUCGUUUUCCAAGAACCAGGCGCGCUUCCGUUUACUCCGAAAGGGAUUCGUUCCCAGUUUCAGCACGUCUUCAUAGUUGUCCAAGCUAUACAUCCUUGCACAGAAAACACACAUUAUAAAGUUGCUGUGAGUAGGUCCAAGCAUGUUCAAGUGUUUGGACCACCCAUAAAGCAAGGCGCUGUUUAUCCAAAGGGCAAGGCCUUCGCCGAAUUUCUUCUAGCAAAGGUCGUAAAUGCUGAAAAUGCGGCUCACAGAUCAGAGAAGUUUGAGACGAUGGCCACCAGGACCAGACAUGAAUAUUUGAAGGAUUUGGUAACUAACCGUUCUACUAAUUCCGUUGUCGAUUCCGGCCAAAAAUUCUCGAUCUUUAGUAAGAAAAAGGAGAAAAUUCGGCCGCGAUUUCUUCCUGAUGCAAGUCAACGAGGGGCAAUCCUUUGGCAGGUCCUAUUGGAUGACAGCGGACAAUCUCAGCAAAUUGAAUGCUUCUUGGGAAUCUCAGCAGACACACUUGUUCUCAUCGAGGAACAAUCGCGACAAAUCGUAUUCGUCUCUCCAUGCAAAUCGAUACUAGGAUGGUCGCCUCAAACAAAUAGUUUGCGCAUUUACCAUCAUCAAGGCGAAUGCUUGAUAAUCCACAUAAAGGACAACAAUUGCGAAAGGGACGAGUUGAUGGAAAUUGUUGAACGUUUAAAAGCUGUGACUCAAGGCGUGAAAGUGGAGGAGUUAUCCUUGAAGAGAAAUAUUAUGAAGCAGCUUGGAUUCCACGUUCAACCUGACGGAAUAGUAACUCUUGUCGAAAGCUCCGGUCCGGCUUCGGAACAGGGUUUGAAACAAAACUCUCGUUUAGUGGAGAUUUGCAAAGUUGCUGUCUCAACUUUGACUUAUGACCAAAUGGUCGAUCUUUUAAAGACAUCAGAUAUAGUAACUUUGACUGUGAUACCUCCGCUUCCUGAAGGUCAACCUAGAAAAGGUUGUACUUUGCAACAUUGUAAAUAUAAUGAAGGUAACUAUGAGGGCGAUUAUGAAAAUAUGGAUGAAUCUAAAACGAGAAAGGCACCACCUGUACCCCAAGUCGUUGCUGGAAAUUAUAAGAAACUUUAUGAGGACCGCAGUUUUUCUCCACCGAGAUCUAGCAAUAGCAGCGGAUAUGGCACUGGAAGUAGCAGUAAAUCUUUUCAUGGAACUGAUUCACGAUUUCCGGCGAAUAAUGAAGGAACUUUGACAUCUUCAUCUAGUGGACAUUCGAAUGACGAUCAGUGGUAUAGUGAUAUGAUUCAGGAAAAUUUAGAUCAUGAACCUUCCAAGCCACAUAAAUCUUCUCAUUCAAAUAACACGUAUCCUUGCACUCCUAAACGCAAUCAUAUUCCUAUGUCGCAAUCACAUAAUCACUUCUCCCAGAGUAUGCAGCAUGGUAAAAUUCAACUAAGCCACUCGUUACCCCUACAACACCAAAAUUAUAACCAACCUUUGUCCACUGUACAUCAACAAAAUAUGAAUGACUAUAGCCUGAAAUUGGAUAAAAAUAAUAUAAACAAGCAACAGAAUGACGCGAGAUUUCGUCAAGAGUCCGAGUACACCGUCACCAGAGCUCCGAAGGUUGAGUAUACAACAUUAACUCAACUGAACGGAAACGAUGGACAUUCUACUGACAGUUCCAUUAGUGAUAGACUUUAUGGAAUUGGCAGCGAAGAAGAAUUGUCUAAUGGAAGCGGUAAUAUUUCGCCGCGCACGAAACGUGCCAACAAGCAUCUCAGUAGCAUCGCAAGCAGUAGAAACCAAAGUCCGAGAUCCAUUAACGGCGAAGCAAAGUUACGUCCAGGAGUGACAGCAAGGUCUUCUAAUAGAAAUAGCGCCAGUCUAUCCAAUACUCUGCGAGAUGAUUUGAUCCGUUUGAUCAAUCCAGAUAACAUAGAGGCUGCAGAGGCGAAAGAAACUAAAAGUAGAAGUAGAGAGAACAUCAAUAGUAUGAGUCUUUCUGUACAUAAAACUCAACCAGAAGUUAUCUUAACUUUAGCAAGACCCGCUACCGUUAUCUCUAAUGCUAGUACUACUUCUAGUCCUUUGCCAGUAGAGUUUAAGAGCAAUUCAGUGGAUAGAUUAUCGCCACGCGUCACUAGUCCCAGUAAGGGAAAAGUUGAAGCGCUUCCUUUGCCUGAGAGUGAUUGUUGGUCCAGUUUGGUGGAUGCAGCGAAUAGGGCUACCGAAAACAGGAGUUUAGAUGAAAACGAAAGAUCUCGUCAUUGGGAGGAAGAUCCACCUGACGCGUCUUUAACUUCAAAUGUUGCUUCUAGUACCAGUGAACCGGAACUGAGGAACCAUGUAAGCGAAUUGGAGAGUAGGGUUACAAGAGAGACUAGACGACGGUUAUCAUUGGAGGAAGAAGUGAGGCGCCUAAAAGACGAAAACCGCAAACUGCAGGAUCAAGCUCACGCUGCGAUUCAGCAGCUCAGGAAGUUCACGGAAUGGUUUUUCAAGAAUGUACAGAGCCAAUAAAUUCUGCUUCUGUUUGUUUAUUAUUAUUAUUUUUUAUUGUUACAUAAUUUUCAUUUUGUAAAUUUAUAUGAAUUUUGAACCAAAAAGUUUUAAGGAUGGGUAUUUUUAAGAUUUUAUAUUUUGUAUAAGUUAUAAUUGCUAUUAU